Perkinsus marinus ATCC 50983 is the source of this 385-nucleotide messenger RNA. RefSeq lists its product as hypothetical. Gene Ontology annotation, cellular component: mitotic spindle; axoneme. The transcript has 4 exons. Gene Ontology annotation, biological process: cilium-dependent cell motility; mitotic cytokinesis; mitotic spindle organization. Gene Ontology annotation, molecular function: alpha-tubulin binding. The record is from RefSeq and is a predicted model, not a curated record. The annotation marks the transcript as partial. NCBI's taxonomy places the organism in Eukaryota, Perkinsozoa, Perkinsida, Perkinsidae.
AUGACGGCAGUAGCGAAGAACGCCCCACAGCUACGCAUUCAGCCGGCCUGGCUUCAACAUGAUAGACAGGUCCUGCGAUAUUACGCCUACUUCCAAGAGCCUGUGGUGGAAUCCCCUGUGGAGAACUUCAGGGUCAGGAAAUGUACGAUACUGUACUACCUCGAGGACGGCUCCCUGCAUAUACUCGAACCUAGGGUCCUCAACAGUGGCCUCCAGCAGGGGGCCUACUUGAAGCGCCAUAGAGUGCCCAACGGUGAAGGGGAGUAUUUUGGGCCGGAGAACCUACGUUGUGGUAUCACCAUCAGCGUCUACGGGCGGAAGUUCAUGAUUACUUCUUGUGAUAAGUUCACGAGGGACUUCUACACUGAACACGGACUGGACCUAG